This is a messenger RNA of Rhizopus microsporus ATCC 52813, 2793 nucleotides long. Its product is annotated as CBF-domain-containing protein. The record is from RefSeq and is a predicted model, not a curated record. The transcript has 5 exons. The coding region runs from base 4 to 2793 and encodes 929 amino acids. Gene Ontology annotation, cellular component: nucleus. NCBI's taxonomy places the organism in Eukaryota, Fungi, Mucoromycota, Mucoromycetes, Mucorales, Rhizopodaceae.
AAAAUGGGUUCAAAAGCUGAUCAUAAAAAGAAUAAAAAGACUGUUGAAAAGUCCAAAAAAAUCGUAAAGAGUGAAGAUGCAUUUGAACAAGCUGUCUUAGCAUUAGGAGGAACAAAGGGCGAUAUUAAGUACUUGAAAGAUAUCGAUGACGACAAUGAAGAAGAAGAUCUGCAGACAACAGCGACAAAAGAAGAGGAAGCGUUAAAAAAUGAAUUAAAGUCAUUUAUGACAAAUAUUGGGUUAUCAGCCAGUACAUAUGAGCAGGAUAUUGACACAGACGAGGAGCAAUCAGAAGAUAAGGAGGACGAAGAAGAGGAUGUGAGCAGUGAAGAAGAAGAAGACGAAGAUGAAGACGAAGAUGAAGAGGAGGAGGAGGAAAAAGAAGAAGAACCUAUGAAAAUUCAUACUCCUAAAUCAUCAAGUGGUUUGCUUAUUGAACCUACUCCCUUCUGGUAUAACGUUUCACUCCCAGCCAUCUCAAUUGAAAAUGUUCAGCGUUUAUCGACCUUGCAGACGCAAGAAAAAUUGAACUACGCCAAACAGCUUUUAAAAGACGAAAAUGCCAAAGCCGAGACACAUCCCAUGCUGACCUCAUCCAACCGCAGCUUCAUGUCUAACAUUAUUCAAUCAGGUACCUUGAACGACAAAGUGUCUGCAUUAACCUUGAUGUUUCGAGAAUCACCUCUUCACGGUAUCAAGACAUUGGACACACUCAUAUCCAUGAGUCGCAAAAAGGGUAGAAACGAAGCGGUCAUGGCCAUCACGAGUUUAAAGGACUUGUUUAUUGGAUCUGUCUUACCUGACCGUAAAUUGAUUUACUUUGCAGACCGACCUUUAGCAGCCAAGGAAGUAUCAGAUACGCACUUGCUUGUUUGGGCAUUUGAAGAUCAUUUGAAAAAGACAUUUUUGGAAUACCUUCGUAUCAUUGAAGAACUUUCCCGUGACACCCUCAUGUACGUUCGUAACAAUAUGGUGACAUGUAUCCAUGAUUUGUUAGCCAACAAGCCUGAGCAAGAGCAAAACUUGUUGAAGCUUUUGGUCAACAAACUAGGUGAUUCAGAUAAUAAAGUAGCAGCCAAGACAUCACAGUUGAUUAUUGAAUUACUUGUACAACAUCCUGGCAUGAAGAUGAUUGUGAUCAGAGAAUUAGAACAGUUGCUCUUCUUGCCUUCAACGAACGAGAAGGCACAGUAUUAUGCCAUGAUCACGAUGAAUCAGACAAUUUUGACAGCCAAGGAAAGAGAUGUGGCAAACAAAUUGACCGAAAUCUACUUUAUCUUUUUCAAGAAACUAUUAAAGAUACAAGAAAAGGAAGAUAACAGUAAGAAGGAUGAUGAAGAAGAAGUGAAAGUCGAAGAAGAAAGCGAUAGAAAGAAGAGUAAAAAGCAGAUGAAAAAAGAAAAGCAGCAAGAACAGAAAAAGUUGGAACUAGAUGACCAUAAGACCAAGAUGAUUGCAGCCGUCUUGACUGGUGUUAACAGAGCAUUUCACUUUGCUGAUAUAUCCGACAAGAUUGUUGAGGACCAUCUGGAAACCUUGUUCAAAAUAACACAUGCCAGCACAUUCAAUGCAGCCAUUCAAGCACUCUCACUCAUCUUUACCAUUUCGACAAGCAAACCCAACAUAGCCGACCGAUUCUAUCGUGUGCUGUAUGAAUCAUUAUUAGAUCCACGUAUCCAUCAAUCAUCAAAACAGAGCAUGUAUCUGAAUUUACUAUUUAAAGCAAUUCGUGCUGAUAAUGACAUGAGACGUGUUAUGGCUUUCGUGAAACGUCUUGUUCAAAUUGCAGCCCGUCAUCAACCCGCAUUUGUUUGUGGUAUUUUUUUCCUAAUCAGUCAGUUGAUGGAAUCUAAACCUGGUUUGAAAACCUUGUUGAUGCCACCUGAAGACGAUGAAGAAGAGCACUUUGAAGAUGUUGAAGAAGAUGACGCACCAAAAAAGGAAGACAAUAAACCCAACAAGGUUGAAUAUGAUGGUAGAAAAAGAGAUCCUAGAUUUAGUAAUGCCGAAAAGAGUUGUUUAUGGGAACUGCUUCCAUUCAAAUCACACUAUCACCCUUCUGUUGUAAAAUAUGUAGAAUCUUUAUUCGCAGGCGAAUUGAUUACCAACCAGCCUGAUCUACACCAAUUCACGCUGAUGCACUUUUUGGAUAGAUUUGUCUAUAAAAAUCCCAAGAAGGAGUCAGUACCCAAGGGACAGUCUAUUAUGCAACCAUUAUCUGGCAGCAGACGAGAUGGUGGUGUCUUGUUUACAAAAUCUGCCAUUAAUGAAAUACCCGUAAAUUCAGAACAGUUUAUUCGGAAGAAAGAAGAAGAAGUAGCUGCCGACGAAGUCUUCUUCCACAAAUAUUUUGCUCAAAAGGCUGCUGCACAACCAGCCAAGGCAAAGAAGGAGAAAUCUGGAGAAGAUUCUGAAGAAGAAGAAGACGAAGUAUGGCGUGCGAUGAUGGCUUCUAUACCAGGUGGAUUAGAUGAUGAAGAUGACAAUGAUGAGGAUGCAGCUUUAUACGAUGACGAUGAAGAAGACGACGAGGAAAUGAAGGCAUUAUUGGCUGAGAAUGAAGAAGAAGACGAGGACGAGGGUGAUGAAGACGAGGAGGGCAUUGAGUUUGGAUCGGAUGAAGAAGAUAUCGAACUAUUAAAUGCCUCCGACAUGGAAGAAGAACUUCAGGCUAAACGUGAGCUUAGCGAUGAAGAAGAAGAAGAGCAACCCAAAAAGAAGAAGUCAAAGAAGGAACGUCUUCCUACAUUUGCUACUUAUGAAGAUUAUGCUAAACUGAUUGAACAAGAAUAA